This is a messenger RNA of Paralichthys olivaceus (Japanese flounder), 9071 nucleotides long. NCBI's taxonomy places the organism in Eukaryota, Metazoa, Chordata, Actinopteri, Pleuronectiformes, Paralichthyidae. The record is from RefSeq and is a predicted model, not a curated record.
CACGCGUGUAGUUUUCAUGAAUCGCUUCGAUCGCACGCCAGUCUUCGGAACAUAACUCGUAUUUUUAUCAGGCAGCGACGCAAAGAUGAAGAUCAAGUCCAAGUCUUCGUAUCACAAGUCAGAGAACACGUUCAGGUUUCUCACUUUUGCUGAACGACUCUCCAAUGUCAACAUCGAUGUCGUCCAUCGCAUCGACAGAACUGGAUCUUAUGCUGAGGAAGUAGAAACAUACUUUUCUGAAGGGCUGACAAAAUGGAGAGACCUCAACUUGACCGAGCAUUUCACAACAUUCUCGAAAGAGGUGUCCAACAAGAGCCAGUCGUUCAACAUGCUGGUUUUCCACCAGGAGACGAUAGUGGGGACUCUGAAAACCCACCUGGCUGUGAAGAACAGCCUGGCCUACCAGCCUCUGCUGGACCUGGUGGUUCAGCUGGCCAGAGACCUGCAGACUGACUUCUAUCCUCACUUCCCUGACUUCUUCGUUCUCAUCACAUCACUGCUGGAGACCAAGGACACAGAGGUCCUGGAGUGGGCUUUCACCUGCCUCUCCUACCUCUACAAGUACCUGUGGAGGGUCAUGGUGAAGGACAUGACCAACAUCUACAGUUUGUACAGCACUCUGCUGUCACACAAGAAGGAACAUAUCCGCAAGUUUGCCGCAGAGAGCUUCUCUUUUUUGAUGAGAAAGGUUCCAGAUCUCGACGCCCUGCUCACCCAUGUGUUCUCAGACCUGCAGCAGCACCCCGACAAGGCAGAAGGAGCUGGCCAGCUGCUGUUUGAGAUGUGCAAAGGAGUCAGAAACAUGUUCCACUCUGCUGCUGCUAAUGCUCUCCCUGUGGCCCUGCGUAAGCUCGGCCCCACAACCAACCCAGGAGUCUCUCUGCCCUGGGACACUGUCAGGGACGCUCUGGAUUACAUGGCCCAGGCCGCAGCCGAUCAAGUCGACAGAGAACACUUCCUGGUUUUAUGGGAGUCCUUACAGGUCAGUGUGGUGGAGGUCCUCGCUGUCGUGGAGGCGAGAGGAGAGGAGGCAGACGAGGCGUCAGAUCAGCUGGAGAGGCUGCUGUUCAUUUUCCACACCCUGGCGUCCCACAGAGACGGAGCCAAGGUCACCAAGCCAGAAGCCGUCUGCCAGACGGUGCUGCGGUUGAUUCAGAGCUCGGCUCUGUCGGUUCCCUGUUCCCGCCUCCUCCUCCAGAUCAUCUCAUCCCUGCUCCUCGGGGAGAACAUCAGUCUGCCCAAGUCCCUCAUCCAGGAGACCAUUCAAAAGGUGUUUGGCAGCAGACUGGGACAAGACCUGAUUCUAGAGUUCACCAAGGAGAUGUUCACCAUGAAACAGUUUGAGCAGCUCUUCCUCCCUUGCCUGCUGCGCUUCACUGCUGGGUUGUUGAGUUGUGGAGACGCCCUGUCUCGCCACUGUGGCCUGGAGGUGCUGGUCAGCUUGAUCCUGGCUAAAGCCCCGCCCCCGACAGACGGCUCCAUGGCCUUUGAAACCUACCCACUGCUCUUCACCGGACAGAGCACAGGCAGUGCGCUGAGCAGUAAGGAGGAGGGUCAGGUGAGCAGUAUGACACCAGAGCAGCCGACUGUGCCGGAGCUGGUGCUGUCCCUGAUUAAAUUCCCUGAGGAGCAGAACCAGACCAUCGCUGACCUGUCUCUGCCUUGGUCCGCCCUGAUGCUGCUGCCACACAUCAGACCGCUGUCUCCCGUUAGCGUUGUUCCUGCUGUGAGCGCUCUCUUAAACCACCUCCUGUGUCAGAUUGAGACAGAGAAACUGGGAAAAGCUGGUCUUUUUGUAGCCAGACAGGCCCUGAGCUGCCUCCUCAGUCUGGACGGCUCUGCCCAGCUCCUCUCUCUGGUUACUGUGGACAAGAUCACCUCAAUCCUCAGGAGGUUUCCCACUAACCUGUCCGCCUUGCUGCUGGGAGACCUCUACUAUACCCGCAUGUCACUCAGCGGCGUUUCAGAGCAUCUAUCCCACAAUGCACUGCUAGAGGUCUACCAUAUUCUGCACGCCAACCUCUCCUCCAACAUCUCUAAGAUCCGUCUUCUGACUCUGAGGAUCCUCUCUCAGUUUGAGGCAGAGCUCCCGCCACAGUCUGAGGGUGAGGAGAACGUGGACGUGCAGCCAGUGUUUGCAGUUUGCCUGCAGGCAGAACUGGUGCCGGCCUCGGUGCAGGACUACAGAGACAAGCUGCUUCACCUGCGGAAGCUCAGACACGACCUGGUGCAGCGCAGCCUGCCACAGGGACUGCCAGGAACCUUCCAACAGGUGCCUCUGCGUUAUCUCAUCGCAAUGCUGUUCGUCAACUUCAGGCCACUGUGGGACGCAGUCAUUGAACUUCUUGUGACCCAUGCCAGAGGGAUGGACAACAAGGAGUUCUGGGUCGUUUACCAUGAACUUCUGGAGAUGGUGGCAGGGCUGGCAGAAAAGGAACUGCAGGACAGUGAUGAAGAUGACGUCAGUGAUGAUGAGCAAGAGUCUAGUCCUCAGAGUGAGCCAGGCUGUAAUGUCAUUGAAAGUGGGGACGUGGGGGUGCUGUUCCUGGAGCAGCUGAAGUUGACCUGUGACCCCAACGACCGGACGGACUUCCCCAACUUCCGCAGCCUGCUGUGGCGCGCCAUGACCCAGUUUCCUGACAGAGUGGAACCACGCAGCCGAGAGCUGAGUCCUCUGCUGCUCAGGUUCAUCAGGAAUGAGUUUUAUCCUGCCGACCUGCUGGUAGCCCCCACUCAGGACCUGAGGAAAAGGAAUGAUGCUGCCCAACAGGAUGCUAGGAUGGCUGUGGAUGAAGAGGAGGAAAGAGAGGAAGACGAGCAGGGUGUGGAGGAAAAAGGCCCACAACAGAAGAAGGCACGUCCAAGGAGAGCUGCUUCCAAACAGCUGAUUGUCCAUUUGAGAGUUUUCGCCAAAUUCACCAAUCCUCGUUCUCUCUACCUGGAGGCCAGUCUCAGUGAGCUCUAUAACCAGUUGCUCUGCCAUCAAGACCAGCAGAUUCAGGGAGUGGCCCUGGAAUGUCUUCUCACAUACAAAGACCCAAACAUUGUACCAUACAAGGGGAAUCUUGAGAGGCUUCUGCAGGACAAACACUUCAAGGAGGAGAUUGUCCAUUUCAACAUUUCUGAGGAGACAGGAGUGGUUGAUGCUUCACACAGAGUCAGACUGAUCCCUCUGCUCAUGAGGAUCCUGUUUGGGCGUCUGCGCAGCAAAGCGGGCAGCAAGUUCCAGGGGAAAGCCUCCUCCGCCUCCCGCUCCUCCAUCAUCCUGCGUUUCCUGGCCGGCUGCCAGGCUGAGGAGCUGGGAAUCUUCAUCGACCUGCUGCUGGAGCCCGUCUGCCAUCACAGCCAAGGUUCCUGUCUGGAAGCGGUGGAGAGGGCCGUUGCUCAGACAGACAUGGGCGCCAUCCUGCCGCUGGGCCGUCAGCACAGCCUCCUGAACAUCAUCAACGUUGUGAUCCAGAAACUGGGUCACCUCAUCCACAUCUACCUGCCCAAAGUGCUGCAGAUCCUGCUGUGUGUCACUGCCUCCGUGUCCAACGUCCUGGACAACAGAGACCAGCUGAGAGCAGGGUGCAUCAGUCCUCUGAAGAACCUGAGGCGACUCGGCAUCCUGAGGGUCCUGGACUUUUUUGACGCCUUUGACUCCUACAGCUUCAGCCCAGAAGAGCUGGAUGCUGUCUUCCAGGCUGUGGUCUGGCCUCAGGUGUGUCGUCUGCCCACAGAGAGCAUCCACUCUCCAACCCCUCUGCUGAAACUCGUCCAUUUGUGGUGCAAAAAUGCCAGGUACUUCCCCCUUCUGGCCAAGCACAGACCAGACCAUCCAGAGUGUGAUGUCCUCACAAACGUCUUUGCCCUCCUCUCUGCCAAGAAUACUUCCCAACCGAUCAUCGCCAUGGUAUUGGACAUAGUUGAGUCUCUAGCAACAGCCAAUGACUUUGUUGCCUCGGAGACGGAGACAGAGCUGAGCGUCAACAACAGUGUGUUCCCGCAGCCUGCAGAGGGCGCUCUCAUCACUGCAGAUUCAUUAACUGAGGGCUCCAGACUGCUGCUGCCUCACAUCUCCACUCUGCUGCGGUACCUCACCUCUGUUGUACGCAACAGCGACCGGCUCAAGAAGAAGAAGUUCAGAGCGCAGGUGGCCAAGGAGCUCAACAUCCUCUCCAAGGUCAGUCGGUUUGUGAGCGACACAGAGCAGAGCUCAGUGCUCAUCAGCCUGCUGCUGAUGUACCUGCAGAAAGGAAACAACUCUCAAGAGACAGAAAUCGAUGUCCUAGCCACCGUACAGAACCUGAUGAGACAGUGUGUGCAGCCCGCCACCUUCCUGCGCCCGCUCAGCAAACUCUUCUCCGUCAUUCACAACAAGCUUCCCCGGCAGGCCCUCACCAACGUCUUCCAGACUCUGUCCGAUCUGGAACCUUCCCUCAAAUAUAUCACUGAUUUAGCAGCAAAGCUUAACGCGUUUGACAGUCGACACUUGGACGAGAUCUACUUUGACGUGCGUCUGACAGCGUUCCAAGACGCCACCAGACGUGUCAAAGACAUGCAGACUCUGGACCUGGACUACAUCAGCACCAUCAUUUACAACUGUUUCCACACCUACGAGAUCUGUGACAUGUCCCUGGCAGACAACGCCACCUUGUGUCUGUCUGCAGUCAUCACCCAGCUGGCAGCAGUCGGAGCUGGAGAACAGAUCUACAAGGACGUCGUACAACACACCAUCCUGGACGCUGUGCACAAGGGGCUCCGCAGCAAGACAGAGAGUGUACAGCAUGACUACACUACCGUGCUCGCCUGCCUGGUGAAGACCUUCCCCUCCAAAAAGGAGUUCAGAGACCUGGUGCAGCUCACAGACUACAAUGACCUGGAGUCAGACUUCUUCGAGCACAUGAAGCACAUCCAGAUCCACCGUCGGGGUCGAGCGCUGAGGAAGUUGGCCAAGCAGCUGACCGAGGGCACGGUGGUGAUGACGUCCCGUUCCCUGCAGAAUUACAUCAUGCCGUAUGCCAUGACCACCCUGCUCGAUGAAAAGAUGAUCAAGCAUGAGAAUAUGACGUCAGCAUCGGUGGAGGUGGUGGGCGCAGUUUGUCGCAGGCUGACCUGGUCCAAGUAUCUGUACUACCUGAAACACUUCGUCCACAUCCUGCAGACUUCACAGAUUGAGCAGAAACUGGCUGUCAGUUUGCUGGUCACAGUUCUGGAAGCUUUUCAUUUCGACCACCAGACCCUCAGCAGAGAAAUGGAGGCAGCGAAGGCCAGAGAAGCUGGGAGUGUCUCAGUCGAAGCAGAUGACGUGGAUGAAGCGGCAGCAGACGAAUCCGACGCAAGUGACGAUGAAAAGGAAAUGGAGACCGACAGUAAGACUGCUUCGGCUGAUGUUCCCAUGGAAGUGGACAAUGAUGAAGAAAGCAAUGUCGUCUCAAAGGAAGCGGCCAGCGCUAAAGCCAAGGGACCUGUGGCUCCUAAACCUGUGGCAGUGUCCAGCGGGCUGCCACAGAGCAAAGAGGAGCUGGAGUCGUUGAUCAUCGCCAUCCACGGGACUGUGAAUGACAGCGUGCUGCCUCGUCUGCACAGGUGUCUCACCGCAAAGGUGAAGAGUGAUGAGGAGCACAAGGCGGUGAGGUCGAAGGACGUGAAGGAGGAGGAGGUGUCGAGGAUACCGAUAGCAUUCGCCAUGGUUAAACUGAUGCAGACGCUGCCUCAGCACAUCAUGGAGGCCAAUCUGCCCGGUAUCCUGAUCAAGGUGUGUGUCCACCUGAGGAACCGUUUCCAGGAGGUCCGUGACGUGGCAAGAGGAACGCUGGUGAAGAUUAUAGAGACACUGGGGUUCAGAUACUUGCAUUACCUGCUCAAAGAGAUGCAGAGCGUCCUGGUGAAGGGUUACCAGGUCCAUGUUCUAACAUUCACUGUGCACCGGCUGCUGUCUGCCCUCAGUCCGACCCUUAAGAGCGGUGACCUGGACCCGUGCAUGAACAUGCUCAUCGAUAUCUUCAACAAUGAGCUGUUCGGGGCUGUGGCCGAGGAGAAGGAGGUGAAGGGGAUCGUCUCCAAGCUGAUGGAGGCUCGACACAGCAAGAGCAUGGACUCGUACGAGCUGCUGGCCAAGUUCUGCAGCAAGGAGAGCAUCACCAAGCUCAUACUGCCACUGAAGGAGAUUCUGGAGAAUACAUCUAGUCUGAAGGUGUGUAACCGGGUAGUUGCAGUGCUGCGGCGUCUCAUCCUGGGUCUGCUUGUCAACGGGGGCAUGACCCCUCAGGACAUCUUACUGCUGUGCCACGGCCUGAUCAGCCAGAGUCUGCCACUGCUCACCAAGAGAGAUCGAGAUAAAGCGUCGGCUAAGCCUCCCCCCGACCCCAGACUGCCCCCUCCCAGCUGCCUGCUCCUGCCUCCGACCCCGAAGAGAGGAGGUCAGAAAGCUCCCGUCAGCAGUCAAACCAACAUGCACAUCCUGGUGGACGCCGGCCUCAAGCUGCUUCACCUGAGUCUGAGGAAAUCCAUUGUGACGUCGUCCGAGGCCUCGACUCUAGAAAUGCUCGACCCCUUCGUGCAGCUCCUGCUCGAAUGCAUCGACUCCAUGCACGUCAAGGUAAUCACAGAGGCUCUGGUGGGCUUCAGUUGGCUGCUGAAGUUCCCUCUGCCGGCAGUGGGGCAGAACGCCGAGCAGCUGACCAAGCAACUCUUUGUCCUGCUGAAGGAUUACUCCAAGGCUGGAGCGGCCCGCGGGGAAAACUACCACCUGGUCCAGAGCUGCUUCAAGGCUAUCACCAUACUCGUGAAAAAUGUCAAAAGCAACAACAUUACUGAGACACAACUGCAAGUGCUGCUUGGAUACGCUGAAGAGGACAUCUACGAUCAGUCACGCCAGGCCACCGCCUUUGGUCUCCUGAAGGCGAUUCUGUCCAGGAAGCUCGUAGUUCCAGAGAUGGAGGAGGUGCUGACGAAGGUUGCCAAGCUAUCUGUUACCGGCAGCAACGCUAUGAUCAGAAUCCACUGUCGACAGAUCUAUCUGAAGUACCUGCUGGACUAUCCACUGGGGAGGAAGCUGAGGUUCCACAUGGAGUUCGUGGUGGCUCAGCUGCACUACGAGCAUGACACAGGCAGGGAGUCUGUGCUGGAGAUGCUGGCGUUCAUCUUCCAGUCUUUCCCUGAGAAAUUGGUGACAAAGUACAGCGGCCUGUUCUUCGCCCCACUCGCCCUGGUCGUGGUCAAUGACGACUCGGCGCGCUGUAAAAAAAUGGCGGCCAUGGCCAUCAAGUCUUUGCUGACUCAGCUGGAAUUGAACCACAAGAACACUUUGUACUCCCUCGUCAUUUCGUGGCUGAAAGCAGAAAAGGCGAGCCUGCGGCGUCUGGGGGCUCAGAUUUGCGGCCUGUUUGUGGAGGUGGAGGAGGAGAAGUUUGCCCGUCGUCUGAAAGACCUGCUGCCCCUGCUGGAGAAAGAGAUCAACCCUGACAACUACGAAGACAUUGAAGAGGAGCAGGAUGAGAAAGGAGCAGACCGGCUGUUGUUCAGUUAUCUGACUCUCAUCACCAAACUCUGUAAAUACUGUGGCCUGCUGCAGCUCCACAACCCUGACGACACACUCCUGAACAUCUGGGGUCACAUCGAAGCCCAUCUGCGACACCCUCACUGCUGGGUGUGGCUGACGGCCUCGCAGCUCUUUGGCCAGAUGUUUGCAGCCCAGCAGGCAGAACAGCUGGUCACCGUUUGGAGAGGAGAGCAAGGAGACGCUGCCUCCCAGUCAGCAACCACCGCCUUCAUCACCAGCAACCUGGACAAGAAGAUUAGAGAGUUGGCGUUAUCGUUCAGUCACCAGCUACAGUCCAAGUUCCUGGACACAGCAUCAGGAGAGCAGGUGAUCAAGAACCUGCUGUUCGUCGGCAAGGUGAUCUACCUCAUCUCCCCCGAGUCUGACGUCACAUCCGCUGAGGAAGAAGUGAAAGAAAUGGAGGAGGAGGAGCAGGAGGAGGAGCAGCAGAGGGAGAAUGAAAAUGAAGUGGAGGGAGAAGGAAAGGAGGAGGAGGCAGGAAAGGAGGCAGAAAAGGAGGCGGAAGAGAACGGAAAGGAAGAAGAGGAGAAGGGGGAAGAGAACGAAAAGGAAGAAGAGGAUGAAGACGACAAGGAUGAUCGACCUCCGUCUCUACUGUGGUUGAUGAAGAAGCUGUGUCUGAUGGCCAAGAGAGAGGCAGCACACACUCCCAAAGUUCACGUCAAGAGAACGUGUGUGUUUAAGUUCCUGGGAGCUUUAGCCAUGGACCUGGGGAAGGAAGGACUCGGCCCGUAUCUCACCACCAUCAUCAGUCCUCUGUACAGAGAGCUGGACAGCACCUACGCAGAACAAGACCCCACGCUGAAGAACCUGGCACAGGAGCUGAUCGAGCUGGUGAAGAGAAAAGUGGGGCUGGAGAAAUUCUCGCUGGCUUUCUCCGCCGUUCAGAAGGAGUUUUCACAGAGGAGAGUGGCACGGAAACGACACAGAGCCAUGCAGGCCGUAGCCAACCCAGACAUCGCCGCCAAGAAGAAACUCAAGAAGCACAGGAACAAAAUCGAAGCCAAGAAAAGGAAGAUUGAGUUUCUACGACCCGGAUAUAAAGCCAAGAAGCACCGGAGCCACGCGCUCAGAGACCUGGCCAUUGUGCAGUGAGUCAGGGGACUCCUCUUCGUGUAGGAGGCAGGCGUUAGUGAUGUUGUGACUUUAACUAUUCAUGAAAACAAUGCAUUGGGACAAGAACAUCAGAGAACAGACAUUGCUGUCUGGUGAUUUGCUGAAGAGCAAGGAGGUGGUAAAAACCGGCUAUGACUCAAUCCAUCUUUUCUCUGUUCGACAUGCAGCAUCCUUGUGUGCGUAAUGAGACAUGUCACUGCUGUUGCUCAGCAGGACGUCUAUCACUAAUGACAUCAGUUCAUAUGAAUUGCAGAUCAGAGCUGAAAUGUUCCUGCUGUGAACAGAUUCACAUCCUCUGCAGCGAAAUGUACGUUUUUGUAAUUUAAAAAAAGAUUUGACAUUUUUACUGAUAACCUGUAAUCUGCGUUAAAACUGUUUGAUUCUUCAAAUAUAAAAGAGCUUUAACACA